Messenger RNA from Camellia sinensis, 3995 nucleotides. Its product is annotated as phytochrome A1. The record is from RefSeq and is a predicted model, not a curated record. Gene Ontology annotation, molecular function: phosphorelay sensor kinase activity; photoreceptor activity; protein homodimerization activity. Gene Ontology annotation, biological process: detection of visible light; protein-tetrapyrrole linkage; regulation of DNA-templated transcription. Lineage: Eukaryota; Viridiplantae; Streptophyta; Magnoliopsida; Ericales; Theaceae.
UGGAAACAAAACCACCACCCUCAUGUCUUCUUGCUAAUCCCUCUCUCUCUCUCUCUUACUAUUAAUGGAAAUAAAUAUUAUGUAUUGGAGAAUGUUCUUUUAUUUUUCUGAUGAGUGAGCAGAGGUGGUGGUGUGGGUGUGGUCCCCAUUUUUGGUGAUUGAAAGGAUGAGAGAGAGAGAGAGAGAGAGAGAGAGGUGGUGAUCGAGAUUCUGGGGGUAAUGGAAUUCAGCUUUUCAAUGGUGGAAUUGAGGGUUACUGCUGGCCAACUUGGCCUUUUUAUUUUCUAGCUCUGCAUGCUGUUUCAGUAUAUCAUUUUGCACAAGUUUUGAUCUGAUAUUAGACACUCACUCUCUGUUUUGGCCUCUUCAAGCUGAAACCCAGGUUGAGUCAAUAUGUCAUCUUCAAGACCUAGCCAGUCUUCAGGCAGUUCAGGGCGAUCGAAACACAGUGCUAGAAUUAUAGCUCAGACCACCGUAGAUGCGAAGCUUCACGCAGAUUUUGAGGAGUCAGGUAGUUCAUUCAACUACUCAUCUUCAGUACUUUUUACUGGAGCAGUCACUGGAGAUCAACAACAACCUAGGUUUGACAAAGUAACAACAGCUUACCUCAAUCAAAUACAAAAAGGCAAGCUGAUCCAACCAUUUGGAUGUUUAUUAGCCCUCGAUGAGAAGACUUUCAAAGUGAUUGCCUACAGCGAGAAUGCUCCUGAAAUGCUAACAAUGGUUAAUCACACGGUUCCAAGUGUCGGAGAUCACUCAGCUCUUGGCAUUGGAACCGAUAUGAGAACCAUCUUUGCUGGCCCUAGCGCGGCUGCAUUGCAAAAGGCUCUUGGUUUGGGUGAGGUUUCAAUUUUGAAUCCCAUUUUAGUCCAUUGCAAAACUUCCGGGAAGCCUUUCUAUGCAAUUGUCCAUAGAGUAACCGGUAGUUUGAUAAUUGAUUUUGAACCCGUGAAGCCUUUUGAAGUCCCCAUGACUGCUGCCGGAGCGUUGCAAUCCUACAAGCUUGCUGCUAAGGCAAUUACUCGCUUGCAGGCUUUGCCAAGUGGCAGCAUGGAAAGGCUAUGUGAUACCAUGGUUCAGGAGGUUUUUGAACUCACUGGUUAUGACAGAGUGAUGGCUUAUAAAUUUCACGAUGAUGAUGAUCACGGUGAGGUUGUGUCUGAGAUCACAAAACCGGGCCUUGAGCCUUAUCUUGGUUUACAUUACCCAGCAACGGAUAUCCCUCAAGCUGCACGAUUUUUAUUCAUGAAGAAUAAGGUCCGUAUGAUCUGUGAUUGUCGUGCAAAACAUGUGAAGGUGCUUCAAGAUGAUAAGCUUCCAUUUGACCUAACCUUGUGCGGUUCAACCCUUAGAGCACCACAUAGUUGCCAUUUACAGUAUAUGGAGAACAUGAACUCUAUUGCUUCUUUAGUUAUGGCAGUUGUAAUCAAUGAUGGGGAUGAUGAGGGAGGAGAGAGCUCUGAUUCUUCGCAGCCACAAAAGAGAAAGAGGCUUUGGGGUUUGGUGGUUUGUCAUAAUACAACUCCAAGGUUUGUUCCCUUCCCUCUUCGUUAUGCGUGUGAGUUUCUUGCUCAAGUGUUUGCUAUCCAUGUCAACAAGGAAUUAGAGUUGGAAAAUCAGAUCGUGGAGAAGAAUAUCCUACGUACGCAAACACUAUUGUGUGACGUGCUUAUGAGCGAUGCACCACUAGGUAUUGUGUCACAGAGCCCGAAUGUAAUGGACCUCGUGAAAUGUGAUGGGGCUGCACUUGUGUACAAAAAUAAGAUUCACAAAAUGGGUAUAACUCCAACUGACUUCCAAAUUUUUGACAUCAUCUCUUGGCUCUCCAAGUACCAUACGGAUUCCACGGGUUUAAGUACAGAUAGUUUGUACGAUGCUGGUUUCCCAGGGGCUCUUGCUGUUGGUGAUGUAGUAUGUGGAAUGGCAAGUGUGAGGAUAACUUCCAACGACAUGCUCUUCUGGUUCAGGUCUCAUACUGCUGCAGAAAUUCGAUGGGGUGGUGCAAAGCAUGAACCGGGUGAGAAGGAUGAUGGUAGGAAGAUGCACCCAAGGUUGUCGUUUAAAGCUUUUCUUGAAGUUGUGAAAACGAAAAGUGUAGCUUGGAAGGACUAUGAGAUGGAUGCAAUUCACUCCUUGCAGCUUAUUUUGAGAAAUGCUUUUAAAGAUGAUCAAGCCAUGGAUGCAAGUACUGAUUCUAUCCAUAUGAGGCUCACUGAGCUCAAAAUUGAAGGGAUACAGGAACUGGAGGCAGUGACAAGUGAGAUGGUUCGUCUGAUUGAAACCGCUACAGUACCAAUCUUGGCAGUUGACGUAGAUGGGCUGGUAAAUGGAUGGAAUUUGAAAAUUGCAGAGUUAACUGGUCUUCCUGUUGACAAAGCAAUUGGGAGGCAUUUGCUCUCACUCGUGGAAGAUUCUUCAGCUGAUAUUGUGAAGAAGAUGUUAUACGCGGCAUUGCAGGGCAAAGAGGAGCAAAGUAUCCAAUUUGAGAUCAAAACACACGGAUCUAGGAGAGACUCCGGUCCCAUCAGCUUAGUUGUGAAUGCUUGUGCAAGUAGGUCCAUUGGAGAUAAUGUCGUGGGGGUCUGUUUUGUGGCACAAGACAUUACUGGCCAGAAGACCAUUAUGGACAAGUUCACCAGAAUUGAAGGUGAUUACAAGGCUAUUCUUCGGGACCCAAAUCCUUUGAUCCCUCCAAUAUUUGGCACUGAUGAAUUUGGCUGGUGUUGUGAGUGGAACCCAGCUAUGGAAAAGAUAUCCGGGUGGAACAGAGAAGACAUUAUGGAUAAAAUGCUUUUAUCUGAGGUUUUUGGGACCCACAUGGCAUGUUGUCGCCUCAAGAAUCAAGAGGCAUUUGUAAACCUUGGUAUCGUACUAAACAAUGCUAUGACGGGCCAGGAAUCAGAAAAGAUUGCUUUUGGUUUCUUUUCGCGGAGUGGGAAGUAUGUAGAGUGUAUUCUUUGUGUGAGCAAGAAGUUGGAUAGAGAGGGUGUUGUCACUGGUGUUUUUUGCUUCUUGCAACUGGCAAGUCAAGAGUUGCAACAAGCACUUCACGUUCAGCGGUUGACAGAGAAAACUGCAUUAAAUAGAUUAAAAGCAUUAUCUUAUAUUAGGAGGCAGAUCAGGAAUCCCCUCUCUGGGAUUAUAUUUUCUCGGAAAAUGAUGGAGGGAACGGAGUUGGGAGAAGGACAGACACAGCUUCUGUGUACCAGUGCCCAGUGCCAGAGUCAGAUGAAUAAAAUUCUUGAUGACACAGAUCUUGAUUCCAUCAUUGAUGGGUACUCCGAUCUUGAGAUGGUUCAGUUUACUCUUCAUGAAGUAUUGGUUGCUUCCAUUAGCCAAGUAACAAUGAAGAGCAAUGGGAAAGGUAUUAGAAUAGUAAAUAAUUUAACAGAAGAGACCAUGUCUGAAACCCUGUAUGGAGAUAGUCUGAGGCUUCAACAGGUCCUAGCCGAUUUCUUGUUAAUGUCGGUGACUUUUACACCAAAUGGAGGCCAGAUCGUUGUUGCUGCUAAUUUGACCAAAGAUCGUUUAGGACAAUCUGUUCAGCUUGUGCAUUUGGAAUUCAGGAUAACACAUGCUGGAGGUGGCAUGCCAGAGGAACUUUUGAGCCAGAUGUUUGGAGGCGAUGCAGAUGCAUCUGAGGAGGGCAUCAGCCUGCUGGUCAGCAGAAAAUUGGUGAAGCUCAUGAACGGCGACGUUCAGUAUCUGAGGGAAGCAGGAAAGUCGACUUUCAUUAUAUCUGUUGAACUUGCUGUGGCUAAUAAGCCUCGGGUUUGAAAUUUUUUUAGGGAAAAUGACUAGCAAUCUGUUCUGUACAGUCGAAGUGAAUGGGAGAGCUAAUGCUGUAGUAUACACCACUCUAAGUAGUACUCUCAUUGUGCAGUUUUCUUUUCUCUCUGUCUCAUUUGUGUUGUUUUAGAGUUGUUAUUUGUAAAUAUGUAAUUUUUAUUUCAGAUUGACAUUAAAUGUUGAGAUAUUUCAUACAUUUUCUGUUU